CUCCACCUAUAUAUUGCAAUGUAAUGUAAGUCUUCUAUGAGCGCCAAUAGAGAGUGAUCAGCGCAUAUAUUAGGCUUUAUCUUUUUGUUGUUAAAGCAUAUAUACGUCUAAUUAGCCGUUAAUAUAAUGGAAGAGAAAAAUAGCACUGUUUCGGAGUCUCCGGCAAUCGAUGAGACUGCCUCUACGGAGAGCCAGUCAACGGCGCAGAAGGAGGUGCUUCCAACAGAAGACGCCGUGGUGCAGCCGGCUGUUGGCGAAGGCGUUGGCUCUGGAGGAGAAGGAUAUGGCCAAGUCAGUGAUGGAAUCGCUGUGAAAAGGAAACGAGGAAGGCCGAGAAAGUUUGAGAUUUCAGGCCCCGUUUCUUAUAUUUCGGAGCCUCCUCCAAAACGGCCAAGAGGACGGCCCCGUGGUUCAGGGAGAAUCCAGUUUUUGACUUCCCUUGGUGGAUGUGGGAUAGAAACUGCAGGAGGAUGCUUUACACCUCAUGUUUUGGAGCUAAAGGCAGGACAGGACAUCGUACCCGAAAUAUCAUCUCUGGCCGUGUUUCCUCGAGCAGCUAUUGUUCUCGCUGCUUCUGGAGCGCUAUCCAGUGUCGUUUUAGCGCGUCAUGGACAACCUGGUGGUUCCGUGAGAUAUGAUGGCUAUUUUGAAAUCUUGUCGCUGAACGGGAAGUUUACUUUCAGCAAAGCGAAUGGAAGGCCCCGCAGGGACGGCUACUUAAGUGUUGUGCUCGCACACCCUGAUGGAGGCGUAUUUGGUGGUGCUGUAACUGGAUGCUUGAUUUCUGCUAAUCCAGUUCAGAUUGUAGUUGGGACAUUUAAGCAGUCCAUCCGCAAGAAAUAUCGAAAGAGGAGGUUCGGAGGUGAAAAUUCUGCUUUGAAUUCUGUCGAUGAUGGUUUAGGAUCAGCCAUGGCAGCUAUACCGAUUGAAGUCGUACCGAGGAUAGACAACAAUGUUUCCAUCAUUCCAACACCGGCAAUGCCCGAUCCACAACCGAUUCGCGAGGAAGAAGUUUCUAUCGAUCAUGGGAAUAACCAAACCGAGAGCCGUACAUCUCUGCGAGUUCAUAGCUGCGAGAACAACUUGGAAUCCUCGCCGCCGCCGAUGUCUCCAGAGAAUGAUAUUGCUACUCCUUAGACUUUCAGGUCUAAAGAUUAAAGUGACCAUUGUUGCUGAUCUAAUUAUUGAUGCUGGGGAUUGGUUACUUUAUUCAACUUAGUGACCGUUGUGGCUUAAAGGGACAGGCGUCAUUCAUCUAUGGACAAGGAAGAAGGAAUAGUUCGUUCUUUUCUUUUCAGUUUCUCUCUCAUCAUUGCUACAUCACUGUAAUCUUUCUUAUGAAUACUCAUCUCAAAUCAAUUCACGGCGCUUAUUACCUUGUUACUAGUAAUAACUAGUUUGCUAACAGUAAAAUGGACCGUGUUCGUCUAGGCCUUGUUCGAUUUUGGGCUUUUUGUUAUCCAAUAGUUUGGUUAGCCCAAACAAUAUCCAAAUGCUUUACUAAAUGACUGCCCAAUAACCAAAAGAAAACCAAUGGCCCAAUAUCCAAAUGCAAUCAAGAAGGGCU
This is a messenger RNA of Tripterygium wilfordii, 1567 nucleotides long. RefSeq names its product AT-hook motif nuclear-localized protein 11-like. Lineage: Eukaryota; Viridiplantae; Streptophyta; Magnoliopsida; Celastrales; Celastraceae. The record is from RefSeq and is a predicted model, not a curated record. Bases 127 to 1137 code for a protein of 336 amino acids. Gene Ontology annotation, molecular function: minor groove of adenine-thymine-rich DNA binding. Gene Ontology annotation, biological process: regulation of DNA-templated transcription. The transcript has 5 exons. Gene Ontology annotation, cellular component: chromatin; nucleus.